ACGUUCGAAGUAUUCCCCUUCGAGAUAUGAAACAUAAAUAAACACAAAACUCUUUCAUCCUCCCAACUGUUUAUCUCCGACAAAUCGUUCAAACAUAAGUUUUUUCCUCUGUGGGCUUUAUCAAAAAGUUCAAACAUUCCAAGAUGAAAGUUGGGUUUUCGAAUUGUGCUGCUGUUUUUCUGCUGACAUUUUUGUUGAGCCUAGAAGCAGCUUUUGGAAUCAGAUUUGUGAUUGACAGAGAAGAGUGCUUCUCUCAUAAUGUUCAAUACGAAGGAGAUACCGUCCACAUUUCUUUCGUUGUUAUUAAGGUUGAUGCAUCGUGGCAUUAUACUCAAGACGGUGUUGAUCUCAUGGUGAAGGGGCCUUCCGGUGACAAGGUUCAUGAUUUUCGUGACAAGACUACCGAGAAGUAUGACUUUGUCGCUCAUCACAAAGGAGUCUAUCAGUUUUGCUUCACUAACAAAUCUCCUUAUCAUGAAACCAUAGAUUUCGAUUUACAUGUUAGCCAUUUUACGUACUAUGAUCAACACGCAAAAGAUGAGCACUUCAAUCCGUUGUUAGAACAGGUAUCAAAGUUAGAGGAGGCUCUUUACAACAUUCAAUUUGAGCAGCAUUGGCUAGAGGCUCAGACCGAACGACAGGCAAUAGCAAACGAAGCAAUGGGCCGGAGGGCAAUCCAUAAGGUUUUUUUCGAAUCAGCAGCGCUUGUUGGUGCCAGUCUUCUCCAAGUUUUCCUACUUCGCCGCCUUUUUGAACGGAAGCUUGGGAUGACUAGAGUCUAACCUUGACACAGCCACGACAUUUUAUCACAGUAGAAGAAUUUGACAUUUCAAUUGUUACUCCAUGCAUACAUUUUUUUUACUUUCUCGGCGAAUCGUUGAACACCAGUAACCGGAAAUUAUGUGCGUUUGUCCCUGGUGGUUCUUGUGGCUUGUGAAGAAUACACGUUCAUAUGCAAUGGCAAUCGAUCGAUAAUUUUGGUUGAUA
This is a messenger RNA of Pyrus x bretschneideri (Chinese white pear), 987 nucleotides long. Its product is annotated as transmembrane emp24 domain-containing protein p24beta2-like. The record is from RefSeq and is a predicted model, not a curated record. Lineage: Eukaryota; Viridiplantae; Streptophyta; Magnoliopsida; Rosales; Rosaceae. The coding region runs from base 144 to 782 and encodes 212 amino acids. Gene Ontology annotation, biological process: Golgi organization; intracellular protein transport; endoplasmic reticulum to Golgi vesicle-mediated transport. Gene Ontology annotation, cellular component: endoplasmic reticulum-Golgi intermediate compartment; Golgi apparatus; endoplasmic reticulum. The transcript is spliced from 5 exons.